This is a messenger RNA of Acanthisitta chloris (rifleman), 2049 nucleotides long. It is a transcript of the gene MSL2, whose product is annotated as male-specific lethal 2 homolog (Drosophila). The transcript has a single exon. Gene Ontology annotation, molecular function: ubiquitin protein ligase activity. NCBI's taxonomy places the organism in Eukaryota, Metazoa, Chordata, Aves, Passeriformes, Acanthisittidae. Gene Ontology annotation, cellular component: MSL complex. The record is from RefSeq and is a predicted model, not a curated record. The coding region runs from base 58 to 1593 and encodes 511 amino acids.
UUGCUACAAGACCCCAUCGCUCCCACCAACUCCACAUGUCAGCAUUAUGUCUGCAAGAUGUGUAAAGGCAAGAAGAUGAUGAUGAAACCAUCAUGUAGCUGGUGCAAGGACUAUGAACAGUUUGAGGAGAACAAGCAGCUAAGCAUCCUGGUGAACUGCUAUAAGAAACUCUGCGAGUACAUAACACAGACUCCCCUGGCACGAGACAUUAUCCAAGCGGUCGACUGUUCCGCGGAUCUGUUGGCUCUGCUCAAAGAUGGGUCACCGCUCCACGAGGAGACAGAGAAAUCCUCCGACGCAGCCUUGGCUUUGUGUUUGACACAUUCCCCAGUACCUUCCACCUCGGAGCUCCCUCCGGACCCUCCGGCGGGUUUCGCCUCCGUCCCCGAAAGCACACACAACCUGGACCUGAGGGGCUCCGUGAUCAACGGGCUGCCCAACUGCAACGGGCUCUCGGUGGACAAACUGGGCGUGAGCAUCCCUUCUCCCGAGCACGCCAGUGCCAUCGACGUCUGCAGCGCUGGCGAGUUCAUCAAGACGGAGGAGCUGCCGGGCAGCCUGCAGCCAGUGUGCGACGCCGUCACCACCAGCGACCUGUGCUCCACAGGCAUCGACAUCUGCGGCUUCAGCGAGGACAUCAAGUCGGGCGGGUCGCUGCUGCUCAGUGUCGAGGAGGUGCUGCGCAGCCUGGAGACCGUGUCCAGCACCGAAGUCUGCGACUCCAAUCUGGAGCCCAGCUUGGAGACCAACAUGGCCAACGGUCCCUUCCUGCAGCUUUCUCCCCCUCCCCUCGGCCAUAACAUCUUCAUGUCCACAGAGGCUUCUCCCCACGGCAUCUCGUGCACGGCGGCGACGCCCAAGGUGGUGAAGUUAAACAGGAAGCGAUCUCGGUCCGAGAGCGACAGCGAGAAGGUCCAACCUCUGCCCAUCUCCAGCAUCAUCUGUGGCCCAACGCUGGGAGCAUCGGCUCCCGUGACAGUGAAACAGGAGAACAAAAUGUCCUUGCAGCCUAUUGCGACUGUACCUAAUGGAGGCACCACUCCUAAAAUAAGUAAAACUGUGCUCCUGUCUAACAAAAGCGUGAAAAAGAAUUUAGAACACGCCCCUAAGAAAUCCCACCCGAAAGCCAAACCAGGGGUGCUGAAAACGAAGGACAAGGCAAAGGAGAAGGUUCCCAGCAGUAACGUUAUGCCAGGAAGCCCAACAAAAACUGUGUACAAAAAGCCACAAGAAAAGAAAGGGUGUAAAUGUGGUCGUGCCACCCAAAAUCCAAGUGUUCUUACCUGCCGUGGCCAACGCUGCCCCUGCUACUCUAACCGCAAAGCCUGCCUUGACUGCAUAUGCCGCGGCUGCCAAAACUCCUACAUGGCCAACGGGGAGAAGAAGCUGGAGGCGUUUGCAGUGCCAGAAAAGGCCUUGGAGCAGACUCGGCUGACUUUGGGCAUUAAUGUGACAAGCAUUGCGGUGCGCAAUGCCAGCACAAGCACCAGUGUAAUCAAUGUGACAGGGUCACCAGUAACGACGUUUUUAGCUGCCAGUACACACGACGAUAAAAGUUUGGAUGAAGCUAUAGACAUGAGAUAUGACUGUUGAACCUUCCUUUCUUUUCCCUGCCAUCCGUAGGGGAACUGCUACAGGUUUAAGGCAGCUAUGGUUCUGUUUAACUUGCUGGAGCUCCUGCGUUUAGAUCACUUGUAUCAAGUGUUUUUCAUUGCUAUGUUCUGUGUAUUAGUGUCUGGGAAAUAGUUGCAGAUAAUGGAGGAGUUACCCUAAAACCAUUUUUAGUUCUUACAGCACCUCAUAGUUUGAAAUCGAUUGCUGAUGUAAAUCAUUUUAUCACAAGGUCUUUGACAAGGAAUAUAUUAACCUCAUUGUACUUGCUCAUGCUUUGUGCUCGGUCAGAGCUUCGGCUGCGACGUAGAGAAGUGGUACCUAGUUAGUCCAUCUCAACUGUGCUACACAAUGGUGUAGAGAAAUAAUUAUCGUGAGGUACAGUCACCGUGAGUAGGAAAUGGCCUGAGAUUCCUGUGGGAAAGGCAGCGCUGAGCU